AGAGAAAUGGCGCUGGUUGCGUCGGAGUGGCAUCCGCUCAGCCCCGAAAAAGGCAUAUUCUUUAGGAAGUUUGAAGUCGAUUGCAUGCAAUGGGAUGGUCAACUGAACCUCGAAGACUACAAACUUUACGCGGCUCCGUUCGGUGGUCCGGUUGCCCUCAUUCGUGAUUCACGACGAAUUGUGCGCGUUUCCAGCAUUGGAGCUAGUGCGAAGCCGUUCAUCUUUCUUUUCACCCCGAGUGGCCGUGAAAUCGGUGUCAUAAAGUGGAAUAGUGGACCAAUUUUGGAGUUGGGUUGGUCUGAUACCGAAGAUCUCAUCGUGGUGCAGGAGGAUGGCCAAGUUCUUCUUUACGAUUACCUCGGGAACUACCGCAGGACAUUUGCCAUGGGCCAGGUGAGCUUUUUGGCGAGAAGCAGAAAUCUAUAG
Notodromas monacha is the source of this 426-nucleotide messenger RNA. NCBI's taxonomy places the organism in Eukaryota, Metazoa, Arthropoda, Ostracoda, Podocopida, Cyprididae. The record is from the annotation of a GenBank genome assembly.